Messenger RNA from Andrographis paniculata, 1522 nucleotides. Its product is annotated as GRF1-interacting factor 1. Bases 652 to 1314 code for a protein of 220 amino acids. The transcript has 4 exons. The record is from RefSeq and is a predicted model, not a curated record. Gene Ontology annotation, molecular function: transcription coactivator activity. Lineage: Eukaryota; Viridiplantae; Streptophyta; Magnoliopsida; Lamiales; Acanthaceae. Gene Ontology annotation, cellular component: nucleus. Gene Ontology annotation, biological process: leaf development; cell population proliferation; positive regulation of transcription by RNA polymerase II.
ACAAGACACACAACACAACCCUUGCCUUCUUAUAUCACACUAUCUUUCUAUCAAAACCCUAAUUACUAACAUUUACUUACUAGUAUUUAAACUUCAUAUCAUCUCCUGCAAAUCAAGGCAAUUAGAAAAUGGUGUCUCUUUUUUAUAGAGAGAGAGAGAGUGGGGCGGAACAGUAAUAGUAGUAGUAGUAGUAGUGUGUUUGGAAACUCCAAGUUAAGUAGAGGAAGAUAAACCCAAAACUGGGGAGGGGCCAUUCCCCUUUGCUGCCUCUGCUGCAGUGCUUUUCUUGUUGACACAUACCUUUCACGGUCAAACUUAGAGAGAGAGAAACCAAGCUACCUAGCUAGCUAGCUACCCUGCUACAAGUCCAAAACCGUAGGGUACAUACAAUAUUUCAAGAGAGAGAGAGAGAGGGAGAGAGGGAGAGAGGGAGGACAUAGCAAUAUAGCAUAGGGCAAGGUAGGGUAGGGUAGUGAGGAUAACAUCAUAUUACUUACUACUACUACUACUCACAAUUAGUUACAGCCGCGGUGGUGGUGGCGGUGGUGCUAGCUAAGGAAUUGAAUUAGGGUUUGUUGUGUUGUAUUGUAUCGUUUGUGUAUAAAUAGAGAGAGAGGAAGGGGUAGAGCGAGGGAGGGAGGGGUGGGGGGCAUGCUACAGCAGCAGCACCUGAUGCAGAUGCAGCAGCAGCAGCAGCAACAGCAGCCCAUCAUGGCAGCCUACUAUCCCACCAAUGUCACCACUGAUCACAUUCAACAGUAUCUGGACGAGAACAAGUCUCUGAUCCUCAAGAUUGUGGAGAGCCAAAACUCUGGAAAGCUCAGUGAAUGUGCUGAGAACCAAGCAAGACUGCAGAGAAACCUGAUGUAUCUUGCUGCCAUUGCUGAUUCACAGCCUCAGCCGCCCAACAUCCAUUCUCAGCAAUAUGCCGCCGGGGGGAUGGUUCCUGCGGCGGCGCAUUACCUGCAGCAGCAACAAGCGCAGCAGAUGACGCCGCAAUCCCUGGCAGCUGCCCGGUCGUCAAUGCUCUACGGAGGGCAGCCAUACGCGUCGCUGCAGCAGCAGCAAGCUUUGCACAGCCAGCUUGGGAUGGGCGGCGGUGGCGGGAGGUCGGGGUUGAUGCUGCAAGGCGAGCCUCACAGUGGACUUGGCGGAGGAGGGUUUCCUGAGUUUGUCCGGCCACUGGCGAGCGGGAGCAAGCAGCAGGAGAUGGGCAGCAAUACUUCCGGCGAUGGCCGCAGCCGCAGUGGAAGUGACGGUGGGGGUGGAGGCGGAGAGACGCUGUACUUGAAGAGCGGAGACGAUGGGAACUGAUUCAUCCAUAUCAAUGGCUAUAUAUAUAUAUGCUCUCUUUUAUAUAUUAGAAAGAAGACAAUAUAAUAUAUAUAAAUAUAUAUUAUAUAAUGUUUGGUAGAAGUAGGACUUUAAUGGUGCGUGGAUUGCGAUCUUGUUUUGGACGUGGAUGUUGAUUGGAUCAUCACUUGCUCUUUCUCUUAUUAUGUUUGCUAUGCAUAUGUACAAA